Punctularia strigosozonata HHB-11173 SS5 is the source of this 1695-nucleotide messenger RNA. Its product is annotated as Mfs1.2. The record is from RefSeq and is a predicted model, not a curated record. Lineage: Eukaryota; Fungi; Basidiomycota; Agaricomycetes; Corticiales; Punctulariaceae. Gene Ontology annotation, cellular component: membrane. The transcript is spliced from 11 exons. Gene Ontology annotation, biological process: transmembrane transport. Gene Ontology annotation, molecular function: transmembrane transporter activity. Bases 1 to 1647 code for a protein of 548 amino acids.
AUGUCCCACAGCGAGAGCACCAGCGUCGACCUCGUACGCGGCGAUGAAGAGCGCGUCCCGCCAACGACGCCCGCCGGGGCGGGCGGCAAGAAGGGACUCCGUUUCUGGCUCGUGCUCAGCGCUCUACUGUUGUCUGCCUUCCUCGCCGUCCUCGAAGCGUAUGCGAUAUCGACCGCGUUGCCGACGAUCGUGAGCGAUCUGCACGCCAGCGAUUUCGUAUGGGUAGCCAGCGCAUACGGCAUAGCGAGCACGGCGCUGCUUCCGCUGAGCGGGGGCCUAGCGGAGGUAUUCGGGCGUCGUCCCGUUGCGCUUGGCUGCCUGUUCCUGUUCGCGCUGGGAGGCGCGUUGGCCGGGGCCUCGCAGAGCAUGAAUAUGCUCAUCGCCGCCCGCGUUGUCCAAGGUGCAGGCGCUGGCGGCAUAUUGACGUUAUCGCAAAUAAUCCUGUCCGACCUCGUCACGUUGCAAGAGAGAGGGACGUACAAUGGCUUGUUUGGACUCACAUGGGCUUUGGGUGGAGGCAUAGGCCCUGUUGUUGGCGGUGCCUUGUCGCACCAUACUACUUGGAGGUGGUUGUUCUAUCUCAACGUUCCCGCCUGCGCUAUCGUUGCGAUAUUCAUGAUCUUCGCGCUCCGGUUGAAUCGGCCACCCUCUGGCAAGAUCUCGCGGAUGCUGGCCCGUCUGGACUGGGUCGGCAAUACGCUUGUCAUUGCGUCAACGUGCGCCUGUGUCAUCGGGCUGACCUGGGGCGGCGUCGUCUUCAGCUGGCACUCCGCUCAGGUUUUAACGCCCCUGAUCUUGGGAAUAGUGGGACUUGUCGUCUUCUUCCUGUACGAGUGGCGCGUCAGCAAGCAUCCCGUGGUACCUCUGUAUCUCCUCGCAAACCGGACAAGCAUGAGUGGGUACGCUCAGAUAUCGUUGGCCGCCUUCGUCAACAUCACCCUUCUGUAUUACCUACCGGUGUACUACCAAGCAUGCAAGGACGCCUCACCGACAGCGUCCGGCGUCGACCUCUUCGGACUGUGCUUCUCGACCGGCCCGGUGUCGAUCCUCGUCGGCGCGAGCAUCGCCAAGCUUCGGAGAUACCGCCCACAGCUGUGGCUCGGCUGGUGCCUCAUCAUCGUCGGCCUCGCCCUCAUGAGCACCGUCUCGGAGAACACGAGCAAGGCCGCCUCUGUCGGCUACCAGGUCGUCACCGGGUGCGGGAUCGGCAUCCUCUACUCCGCCGCCUACUUCCCGGUGCUCGCGGCUCUCCCCGUCACGUCGAACUCGCCAGCGCUGGCGCUGUUCAUGUUCCUCCGCACCUUCGCCCAGGCCUGGGGAGUCACCAUCGGCGGCGCCAUCCUGCAAAACGAGCUCCAAGGACGCCUCCCUGCCUCUCUCAAGCAGAACCUCCCGGACCUGGACAACAUCGCGUACGCCAUCAUCCCGAUCAUACCGUCUCUGCAGGGCCCGUCAAAGGCCAUCGCGCGCCGCGCGUUCGCCGAGUCGCUCGCGACGGUCUGGCGGGUCCUCAUCGCCGUCUCGGGCGUCGGUCUGCUCGCGAGUCUGCCUAUGAGGGGACUGCCGCUGCACGCGAUGAAGGACGAGAACUGGGCGAUGCGAGGAACCGAGAGGAAGGUGGAAGGUGAACCAGACGAGGACGGGUAAUCGACUAGGUGAUGUAGUGUAGUGUCGAAUGGAACUACGAAAUUUGCC